CGAAACAUCAGUGUUCGUAGAGUAUCGAAAGUGAAAGGUGGUUUUAAUCGCAAAUGUAGUAGUGGGAACAGUUUAUUGUCGUUUUGGGCUGAAAAUACUUUCAGGCCAAAUCGUCAAAAUGCCGGGUUUGAUUCGUGUGAGUGAAUUUGUUGAAGAAACUCGCGAGGAUUAUAAUUCACCGACAACAUCAACGUUUGUGUCACGGAUGCCACAAUGUAGACAGACAAUUGCAUCUUUGGAAGAGACGUUGGAUUUCGACCGUGACGGCUUAACCAAGAUGAAGAAAGCAAUCAAGGCGAUUCAUAAUUCUGGAAACUCUCAUGUGGAUAACGAAAUGUACCUCUCCCGGUCCCUUGAGAGGCUGGGCGGUAAUGCUCUCAGUAAGGACCAGGAACCGGAUAUUGGAGCUGCUUUCCUUAAAUUUGCCGUCGUCACCAAAGAGCUCUCAGCACUUAUGAAGACCUUGAUGCAGAACAUUAACAACAUCGUGAUGUUCCCCCUAGAGAAUCUGCUCAAAGGUGACCUGAGAGGUGUUAAAGGUGACCUGAAAAGGCCAUUUGACAAAGCAUGGAAGGACUAUGAAGCAAAAUAUGCGAAGAUAGAAAAGGAAAAGAAGCAACAGGCAAAAGAAGCAGGAUUAAUUCGAACAGAAGUUACAUCUGCUGAGAUUGCUGAUGAAAUGGAGAAAGAGAGGAGGGUGUUUCAGUUACAGAUGUGCGAGUACCUGAUUAAAGUAAAUGAAAUUAAAACAAAGAAGGGCAUUGAACUGCUUCAACAUCUUGUGGAGUAUUACCAUGCACAAACUAACUACUUCCAAGAUGGACUGAAGACAAUUGAGCAUUUUGGUAGUUACGUCGCAGAUCUCUCCAUUAAACUUCAGAAGAUCAGACAGAAGCAAGAUGAAGAAAGGAGAAGGUUAACAGAACUCAGGACUCUCUUGCGUAGCGCGCCCGGGCUUGACAGGGAGACCAGCUCACUGAACACAAGUGGGACUCUUGGGGGAACCGAAAAGGGCACAGGAUACUCAUUGCAUCAGCUACAGGGUGACAAGCAACAUGGUGUGACUCGCACUGGCCAUCUACUAAAGAAGUCAGAAGGAAAGAUGAGGAGGGUUUGGCAGAAACGGAGGUGUCGUGUCCAAGCUGAGGGUUUUCUAGAUAUCUGCCAUGCAGAUGAAACCAAACCUCCCACUCGUGUCAACCUCCUCACCUGUCAGAUCAAACUCGUGCCCGAUGACAAGAGGUGUUUUGAUCUUAUAUCUUACAACAGAACAUACCACUUCCAAGCAGAAGAUGAAGCUGACCAACGAGCGUGGAUGUCAGUAUUGGUGAAUUGCAAAGAGGGAGCACUGAUGAGAGCAUUUGAUGAUAGUGGCAAAUCUGGUGGUGGUAAACUUAAUCCUAGUCUCCUUGAACUACAGCAGGCUAUUAUACGAUAUGUACAGAAAUUGCCUGGCAAUGACAGAUGUUGUGAUUGCAAUUCGCAGAAUGAUGCAACAUGGUUAUCAACAAAUUUUGGAAUUAUUGUUUGUAUCGAGUGUUCUGGAAUCCACCGCGACCUUGGUGUUCAUAUCUCACGUAUUCAGUCACUCACUCUAGACAACAUUGGUACAUCACAGCUGCUGCUGGCUCGACAUAUGACCAACAAUGCGUUCAACGAGGUCAUGGAAUAUAUGCUGCAUGUAUCAAAACUUACACCUACGUUACAUAUUACAAAGCUGUCACCAAACAGUACAAUGGAAGAAAGGUAUGAGUUCAUUCGUGCAAAAUAUGUGGAGAAGAAAUUUGCUUCCCAGACUUGUGCUGAUGAGCGAGAUCUUCUCAGUGAUCUGGAACAUGCUGUUAACAAUAAAAACCUCUACCACUUACUGGAAGUGUUUGCAGAGGGUGUUGACCUAUCAGCUCCUCUUCCAACAAGUGAUAUUGGAGAGACUGCUCUCCAUCUGGCUGUAGUACGUGAGAUGGGGAACUCGUUACAUCUGGUGGACUUCCUGGUUCAGAACAUGCCAACGCAGGCAUUGGAUAGGGCGACACUGGCUCCAUCAGACACCACUGGCUCUGGCAGCAAUACCGCCCUUCACUUGUGUGCAUUGCAUGAUAAAGCCGAGUGCAUGAAACUGCUCUUGCGGAGUGGAGCAGACCCAACAUUACGUAAUGCUCAGGAUAAAACACCACUAGAUAUUGCACAGGAACGAGGUCAUCACACCUGUGAAGAACUGCUACGACAUGCACUACAGAGGCAGAAGAGCCACUUCGAUAAUGUGAAUAUAGACUGGAAUCUGUCUCAUGAUGAGGGUUCAACAGAUUUCUCAGAUGAUGAAACCAUCAUUGAAGACAGGAAUGGGUCUGUAACACCUGAGAAGAAGUCAAGGUCUCGUCCACCAAGCUAUGCAGGGGGAGAAUCUCCUGUAAAUCCCAGAUCUCGAUCGUCAACUUCAGAUAGUCUCAAAUCAGGUUCAAGUCCAAAUAGUAACUACAGGCAAAUGCCUCCUCCACCACCUCCAAAGGAAAAGAAACCUUCCACAGGAGGUAAUUCUGUUUUCAUAGGCUCAGGCAGCAUAAAAAAGCGAACAGCACCUCUACCUCCAGGCUCAUACAAUAUGUAUGGCACACUACCUAACAGCCAUAGUAGGACACCAUCGGAUCCAAUCGUCCCCAACAGUCAUAUGGGGUACCACACUCUCAACCACCAUAAGCGUUCACCGUCUAGUGAUUCAAAUGCCACGAGUUCAGGUACUGCACGGACUGGGCCUGCAACUUCCAUACAUUUGCCUCCUGGUGCAAAGCUAGUCAUACCUGCUGGAGAGCCACCAUCCCUUAAAACAACUUCAGCAGUGUUCGAUAAGACAAAUAUUGGUAGCAGCAGUAGUUUAUCAGGGUCUGGAAGCAUACAGCGACCCCGUGGCCCUCCUCCCCCCACCCCUAACCCAAUGCAAGGUGUUCGUCUGUCAAAUGGUCGCUCAACGGAGAGCAUAUCAUCCAUGUCGUCCGAUGUUGAGUCUACAAGCAGUCUACAUAAUCCAGUUCCGCCCCCAAGAAAGAAGAAAGAAAGAUCACAGCUAGAAAGUUAUGCCGAAGAGAGUGACCUCCUCAUCUCCUUGCCAUAUUUCUUCUGUCCUCUACAGCAACCCCAACCGGCUGUGAUGGCGACCACAGUUCCAGUGACAGAUGCUAUCAGCUCCCCCGUGGGUGGCAGCACUAGCAUGGUGAGUCUUCGUCGCUGCCAGGCGUUGUAUGACUGUGAGGCAGAUAAUGAAGAUGAACUGUCCUUCAGAGAGGGAGAGGUAAUCAUCGUCACCAAUGAACAGACAGAUGAUGAGAACUGGAUGGAGGGGGCAGUUGAAACUGACCCAUCCAGAAGAGGGAUGUUUCCAAUUAGCUUUGUGCAUAUGCUGGCAGACUGACUUACUCACUGCUGUGCAGUGUUGCCAAGGGGUCAGUUACCCCAAAAGGAGGGUGGAUCUCCUGUAGCGUCAUUUCUACAGUUGUCAGCAAAGCUUGUGUGCAGAGGUACUAUGCUGACCAUAGCUGAAACAGAUUAAGUUCCAGUACAGUAUUGUAGCGUAAGAAAAGCAGACAGUAAUUGGAGCUAGUUUUGGGAAAUAUGCCUCAUGUGUGUUAAAGGUUUGUUAAUUUAUGCAGGGUGCCUAAUUAUUGCAUUCACUGUUUUACAGGAUGUUUUCUGGACAUACAGAAUAAGUAAAAGUGUUUGCAUGCAUAUGUACCAUGAAGGUCCUCCUUAAAAAGUUAUGGCUAUUAUAAUUUUAACUUCUUGGUCACACAAAUGUUGAGUUCAGUGGGUCUUAUAUAAAAGUGAAACAAAUCAGUUAUUAUUUAUAUUUUUUCUAGGGGUGCUCGAAAUGUCCUUCAUGUUCACAGACACACAAUUCAGCUCUGUGUGAUAAGAAACUUGCUAGCAUUCGAAGAUUCUGGUGCACUCUUUUGAAAAUUGAGGUUGACACAACAAUUCCUGUCUAGUGGCAGUUGCACUGGCAUUGACUCAUCCUGCAGCUCACAUAGGUACAUCCCAUGAUUCUGCACACUGUAUAUUGCUGCACAUUCAAAAUGUGUAGGACGUGUAUUCUGUCAAAGGAGUAUGCAACACUUGGCCAGAGACCACAUGUUUACAGAAACAGUUUUGUUCCUGGAUGAUCUGGGGCUGGGAUUACCAACUUUCAUAAGAAAUGUCUUGUCAGAGGAAAAUCCCCAUUUGAUUCAAUCUCACAUCACCGAAGAGAGUUUUCUGUCAAUCUGUGGUCUGCAAUGUUAGAUGACAACCUCAUAGCCCCCACAUUUUACCAGCAUUAGUUUGUGACCACGAUUACGUUAAUUCUCUUCAAAGACAUUGAAGUGGAAUCUUGUAAAAUGUGUCCUUCAGUACACAUCUGCCCAUGUGGUCUCAACAUGACAGCCCCCACCACAGUACAUUCAUUAAAUGUUUCGGUGGCUGCCUGAAAAUUAUCCCAGAUGUGGAUUGGUCACGGAUGUGAAGCUCCAGUUUCCCUUCCUUCAUGCUACCUGACUUGACUACUCUUGGUACAAACUAUAUCAGUAGUAGACAGGAACUGUGGCCUUGAAUCAAACAAUUUGUAAGUUAAAUAAAGAAUCUGCAUUGAAUUUUUUUAAUUCUUGCAAGUUUCUUUUUCAUGCAGAGUUUGGUUGUGUGUCCUUGAGGAUGGAGGCCAUUUUGAGAAGGUGCUAUUAUAAAAUAAAAUAAAGAGAUUAUUGAUAGCUGUUUUUGUUUAAAUUCUUCUUAUAUGCAAUCCAUUUAACUCAGGAAAUAUUUAAAAUGUGACAAUGGAAACUGAAAUUAAAGUAGCUCUCAGGGCAC
Cryptotermes secundus is the source of this 4830-nucleotide messenger RNA. It is a transcript of the gene Asap, whose product is annotated as arfGAP with SH3 domain, ANK repeat and PH domain-containing protein. The record is from RefSeq and is a predicted model, not a curated record. Gene Ontology annotation, cellular component: cytoplasm. Lineage: Eukaryota; Metazoa; Arthropoda; Insecta; Blattodea; Kalotermitidae. Gene Ontology annotation, molecular function: GTPase activator activity; protein binding. The coding region runs from base 119 to 3403 and encodes 1094 amino acids. Gene Ontology annotation, biological process: positive regulation of GTPase activity. The transcript has 17 exons.